Messenger RNA from Debaryomyces fabryi, 1131 nucleotides. It is a transcript of the gene ARC1, whose product is annotated as Arc1p. Bases 1 to 1131 code for a protein of 376 amino acids. Gene Ontology annotation, molecular function: tRNA binding. The transcript has a single exon. The record is from RefSeq and is a predicted model, not a curated record. Gene Ontology annotation, cellular component: methionyl glutamyl tRNA synthetase complex. NCBI's taxonomy places the organism in Eukaryota, Fungi, Ascomycota, Pichiomycetes, Serinales, Debaryomycetaceae.
AUGGCUGAUUUUAUCUCUAAGUUCAAGGCUUUGUCUUUGAAAGACAUCUCAAAAGCUACCGACUCCCAAUUUCCGCAAUUAUCCAACGAAGAAAAAGCAUUAGCUUCUCAAUUCGAAACUUUAUCUACUAGAUUCGACGAACCUGAGUCAUUGACCUCAUUAAAUGAAUCUUUAAAAAGCAAAACCUUUGUUGCUGGUAAUGUUCCAUCCAAAGCCGAUUUGGUUGCUUUUGAAAAGGUUUUGCCAUUGGCUUCAAAGUGGACAUCUAACGAUGAACUUGCUAAGAACAGACAUAUAUUGAGAUGGGCCGAUUUAGUUCAGAACACUUUAGUUGAUGUUCCAGAAUCUGAAAAGUUGAAAAUAGACUAUGACGCUGCUAUUCCAAGAGAAAUCAAGGAAAAGAAGAAGCCAGCUGCUACUGGUGCUGCUGGUGCUGCUGGUGCUGCUGGUGCCGCAGCUGCUGAAGCAAAGCCAAAGGAAGCUUCUGCUGAAGAUAAGAAGGGUGAACCAUUAUCAGAAGAAGCCAAGAAAGCUAAGGCUGAAGCUCAAAAGGCUAAGAAGGCAGCUAAGGCUAAAGCUAAGGCUGAAGCUAAUGCCAAACAACAGGCUGCUACUGUUCCUCCAAAUCCUGCUAUGGUUGAUUUCAGAGUUGGUUUCAUCCAAAAGGCUGUCAAGCAUCCAGAUGCUGAUGCUUUGUACAUGUCUACCAUUGACAUGGGUGAUGCAGAAGGCCCAAGAACUGUCUGUUCAGGAUUGGUCAAAUAUAUUCCUAUCGAAGAAAUGCAAGAAAGAUAUGUCGUUUGUAUUGCUAACUUGAAACCAGUUACCAUGAGAGGUGUUAAAUCAUGUGCUAUGGUUUUAUGUGCAUCCAAUGAAAACACUGUUGAAUUUGUUAACCCACCAGCAGGUUCCAAGGCCGGUGAUAAACUUUUCUUCGAAGAUUUCAACGGUGAACCAGAAAAACAAUUAAACCCAAAGAAGAAGAUCUGGGAAGCAGUUCAAGCACACUUCUCGACUAAUGACAAGUUUGAAGUUACUUAUACCGAGGAAGGUAAAGAACCAAAGAGAUUAGUGAAUGCCAAUGGUGAGUUAUGUAAGAACUCAACUAUUGUUAAGGCUGAUGUUAAAUGA